Messenger RNA from Owenia fusiformis, 3914 nucleotides. The record is from the annotation of a GenBank genome assembly. Lineage: Eukaryota; Metazoa; Annelida; Polychaeta; Sabellida; Oweniidae.
UCAGCUAAGGAGGAAGAACCAAAUUGACCAAUAGAAUGUACAUGGCUGAAUAUUAACUCCAGGGAUAUUUUAGCUGUUUGUCCAAGUUGGUUGACAACAGCCAGUGACACAGAUCGCACAGACUUAUCAUGGCGUCGCUAUUUGACCAAUAUGAGCAAGCUUCAUCAAGAAAGCCGAAGACAUUCACUCAACGACAAGCCAUGCCAGAACCAAUUGCCACUGGAUUUAUAAAUGCAAGGCUUGAAGAUGAUACGCCAGUGUUCAAUAAACAGAGGAUUAACUUUAAUCCACCUGACCCAAUCACUCACUUGUGUGUGUGUAACAACUUCCUGGUUAUGGCCAUGUCCACCAAUAUAUUACUACGCAUAGACUUGGAACAUCCAGAUACUCCUGAUGAGGUGGAGCUACCCAGAACUGCUAAUGAUAAAGUUUAUUCUAUGUUUCUUGAUCCUACUGGCCACCACCUGAUUAUCUCCAUGAACUCUCAAGAAAAUUAUUAUCUUCCAAAAAGUUCGAAAAAAGCUCGUCAGCUCAGCAAAAUGAAGGGGCAUCUGAUUGAUUCAAUAGGCUGGAAUAGACAGAACACAAACAACACAUCCACCAGUGCAAUACUCUUAGGAACCAGUCGAGGGUUGAUAUUUGAGGCAGAGAUUGUCUCGGGAGAAGAGAGGGGAUUCUUCCAAGGCAGUUUAGAACAAUACUGUAAACAGCUGUUCUCGCUAAGUCGUGACAAAACUGAACCAGUUACAGGAUUAGAGUUUGAAAAAAUGACGUCUUCUCUGAAUGAGUACAAAUAUUUCAUCAUAGCGACUACGCCUGGACGGCUUUACCAAUUUAUUGGCACUAUUCCAAGUAGCACAGAGCCACCUAUGUUUACUCAUGUAUUCCAAGAUUAUGAAGAUGUACCAGAAAGAUUCCUUGAACUCCCAGGCAACUUUGGUUACAGUAAAUUGUUAAUGUACCAUGCAAAGUUUAGGGAACAACCCAGAUCAUUUGCCUGGAUGACAGGUCCUGGUGUGUACCAUGGCAGCAUUGAUUAUACUGGAGCCAGUGGCCAGGAUUCUGUUACUGUGGAAACCAAGUUGAUGCCAUACCCCAAUGAUGAGGGUGAUAGACCAGUGCCACCUAUGUCCAUUGUACUGACUGAAUUCCAUGUUUUAAUACUUUUCCCUGAUAAAUUGAAGGCCAUGUGUGUAUUGAAUGACCAGCUUAUAUAUGAUGAUACUUUCACAGAUAGGUUUGGCAAGCUCCUAGGUCUGUGUAAAGACCCCCUGAAAGGCACUAUAUGGGCAUAUACCAACCAAGCAGUAUUCAAGUAUAAGGUUAUUAGAGAAUCAAGAGACGUCUGGCAAAUGUAUCUUGAUGUAGAGAAUUUUGAGGCAGCCAAGAACUAUUGCAAGGAUAACCCAGCAAACAUGGACAGAGUCCUUACAAAAGAAGCAGAAUACAACUUCAAAAAUAAAAAUUUUGGUAAGAGUGCCUUGCUGUAUGCUCAGACACAGAAUAGCUUUGAGGAGAUUGCCCUGAAGUUUAUCCAAGUUGAUGAGAAAAAUGCCCUGAAAUCAUUCCUCAUAAAGAAACUGUCUGGCUUACGACCUCAAGAUAAGACUCAAAUGACAAUGAUAGUAACAUGGUUAGUAGAAAUAUAUCUCAACCAGCUAGGGAUCCUAAAGGAGCAAGAGAAACAGCAGGACAUAUCUGAGAACUACCAGGACCUGCAAGAUGAAUUCCAAAAAUUCCUCGCUCAAACUAAAGUUAAGGAAUGUGUAGAUGGCAAUAGGAACACAAUAUAUGAUUUGAUAGCAAGCCAUGGGGAUGUGGAGGAUAUGGUCUACUUUGCCGUCCUUAUGAAAGAUUUUGAGCGAGUGAUAGGCCACCAUUUGCAACAUGAGCAAUAUGAUAAAGCACUGGAGGUCCUGGUCAAACAGCCUGACAAGGAGCUUCUCUACAAGUUCUCACCUCUCUUGAUGCAGAAUAUUCCAGAACUUACAGUAGAUGCAUGGAUCAAUACAGGACGUAAUUUAGACCCUAAACGCCUCAUUCCAGCUCUAGUCCAAUAUGACCACCUUAAAUACAAAACACAGGGCAAUGCAGCAAUAAGGUACCUUGAAUUCUGUGUACAGACCCUUGACUGCCAGGAACAGUCAAUCCACAACUAUUUACUCUCUCUGUAUGCUAAACUUAAACCAGAACAACUUAUGACCUAUUUGAACUUUCAAGGACAGGAGUCUGACAGUGUGUGUUAUGAUCUAAAGUAUGCCCUAAGACUAUGCGCUGAACACAAACAUCAGAGGGCAUGUGUACAUAUCUACUCAACUAUGGGGCUGUAUGAAGAGGCUGUGGACCUAGCUCUAAAGUUUGAUGUAGAGCUUGCCAAACAAAAUGCAAAUAAACCCAGUGAGGAGGGUGGCAGUGACGCUGAGGAACUCCGCAAGAAACUGUGGUUGAGAAUUGCACGGCAUGUAGUGGAAGAAGAGAAGGACAUCAAACGUGCGAUGGAAUUUCUUCAUGAGUGUGAUUUAUUGAAAAUUGAAGAUAUUCUGCCAUUCUUCCCUGAUUUUGUGACAAUAGAUCACUUCAAGGAUGCAAUUUGUACUUCUCUACAAGAAUAUAACCAGCAUAUUGAGUCCCUGAAAGAAGAAAUGGAGGAGGCAACCGAGAGUGCCAAAGACAUAAGGGGAGAAAUACAAGCCUUUAGGAACAAAUAUGCCUUUGUGAAAGGUCAAGAUAAGUGCUCAAGCUGUAAUUUUCCCUUGAUGACUCGCAACUUCUACCUUUUUCCCUGUAUGCAUCGCUUCCACACAGAUUGCCUCGUGGCAGAGGUGACCCCUUAUUUAACCAGUGCCAAAAGAUCACAAGUGAUAGAGCUACAGAGAAGGUUAGGAACCCAUGAUGGCAGCUCUCCAUCUACCCCUGCCCAGGGCAAAGGUCAAAGUUUAAAGGUGGAGCUGGAUGAGCUGGUUGCCGGGGAGUGUGUAUUUUGUGGAGAUUAUAUGAUUAGGAAUAUAGACAAACCAUUUAUUGAUCCUGCAGAAUACAGUGAGGUGAUCAGUAGUUGGGAGUAGAGACAAACACUAUUCUAUAGGAUGAAAUAUCAGAGCAUUCAACAACCUCUCCAUCGUAUUAGAGCAGAGACAUUGAUAAGAUAACAUUACCCCUGAGACGUUUUCUCAAUUGAGUUCAUAAUUUUCACUCCAAAAUUGGUCAAAAUAUCCAUGUUUAAAGAUUUUCUGAAUUUCCAAUUUCAAGUUUGAUUUUAACCAGGUACAGGAUUAUUUUUGAAUUCUCAACUGAGAGCACUUGCUUUCAACAAUAAGUCUAGUGCAUUAUUUGAGAAAAUAGCUCAAAUAGAGGCAAUUCUUCAUUCAUUCACAUGGAUGAGAUACCUUUCAACCAUUCAAUAACAGCCUGAAAUUAUGAACCCAUUCAUAUAACCGACUUAAAGCUACUUGGUAUAUAAAUUUUGAUGCAGGCCAUCCAUCAAAUGAAAACAUCAACCAUAUGCCAUCCAAAAUUGUUAAUGGCACAAUCCCAAAAUAUUGUUCAGUAUUCCAAUUGUUUUGCAUAAUAAAUUUCAACAGAAGAAUAUAAGUGAACAAAAGAGUAUUAUAAAAUGGAUCAAUAUCAUAAAUAGGGAUUUGUUUUAAUGAAAUUACAAAAUACUUCUAUACUCUAGGGGCCAGGACAGGACAGAAUUAUCAACGGAAUCACUUUUAUUCUUUCAGGAUCACUACCCCAGCUCUCCACAUGGAUGUUUACAGCACUUCUCAUUGUCUAUUAUAAAAUUUAUAUAUCCUAAAAAGUAAAAAAUAGAUCCUUUUGGCACAUACUUUGUGCUAAUAUUCAAAGGAUAGGUAUCGAUAUAAUGAACAACAAUGUUUUUCUCUUAAACCAAUUACUGAAAACAUUCUGUA